GGAAACUGGAUGAAUUUAUCUAUUAGUAUGGACUGGGACUGGCAUCUUUAACAACAUGGAAAGCUUGAAACAGUCUUUGUGGAAAAUAGGAUAGGAGAUCAGCCAGAGAUUAGAAGAAAACCCAAGUCCAGUCACGAAUUCAUAUCCAAUCUGGUCAGUUAUGACUUCCUCCAGCGAAAAGCCACACAUCUUGCAAACCCUUGAGAGAGAAAACACAAAUAGGGGUAACCUACUGGAGACAGGCCCUUAAGACUAUAAAGUAGUUGAGCGAUUCCAUACUGAAAUAGAGUUGGCUAUAGCGAUAGAGAAGUUAGUCAUAUAUGGGGCUAAUGAUCCAGGAGAGUAAGGAUUCGCUUUUGUGGUGAAAAGUUGUAAGCAGGUGAAAGGUAGGGAUCCAUGGCCACGGACGGGCAGGUGGAGAUCAGGGAAGAGGCGACGUUCAACACAGUUUGUUAAUGAUUUCACCUUACUGAUUAUUUCUCUUUUGGCAUCUAGAAGGCUAAGAUUCUCAUGUUUAUUUCAGAGCUACUGAAAGUAGUCCUAGGUUGUGGAGGGAGAAAUCCAAUUUCACAGCUGAGUCUAUUUUCUCAGUCUAGUUAUAUCGUCUUCUCACAAACUAGCCAAUGCUGCCGCCUUAUGCAAAGCCGACACCACGGAAAGAUGUGCUUUACAGAGGCAGGAUGACGCCAAUCGGCCUGGGGCCGGCGGUGUUUCGUCUAGAUUAAUGGCGAGGGAAGUCCCCAAUAGUCCCUUUGAAACCUUUUCACUCUUGCCUGGUGAAAGCGCUUGUCAACCGUAAAUCGCGAAUACAAUGCUAAGCUCUGAAGCCCUUGCUAAAUCCAAGUGGGAGCAGGGAUCUGCGCGGCCUCACCCUCGGGUUUCCGCAGGGCGUCUCGAGAGCUCCGGAUGCGGGCAGCAGGAGCCGGGCGGGAACAGAGGAAAGCGCCGGCCCUGAGACCUAGGGAGGAGCCUCGGUGAAGGAACCCGGGGCGGGAUCCUGCCUAGGUCUCCAAGAAGCUCCAAAAAUGGCGGGCGGCAACUCGGCGAUCCGGACGCGCAGGCGCCACCGUGGCCGUCCUUCCGCCAGCCUCGGGCGGCCCAAGAACCGUCCACAGCGCCCUUAUCCAGAAGCCUACGCCGCUCGCGAUUGGCUGAACUGCGCGAGGCCUCCGUGUGGGGGCGGGGCCGCCACGCAGCGGCCACGUUUCCCGCCCCGCUGGUGCGCGUGCGCGCAAUCCCCACUGGAAAGCGUUUGCGCGCGCCCCUGCCGCGGCCCCUAGCUCGCGCCUCAGCUCCCUCCCCUUUCCGGGCAGGCCCGUCCCGUCAGCAAGGCAGUGAGCACCGCGGCCAGCAGAGGGCGGUCCGGACCCAAGUCUGCAGCGGCGCCAUUGGCGUGUGGAAAAUGCCACCAGAUGGCGGGUUAGGAUUGCAGCUCCGUUGAAGGCGCGGCCCCCGCUCCCGAACCCCCGGCGACCACCCCGUAACAACCCCCCCACAUCGGGAAUAACACACCGGAGACUUUUGGGGGGAAACUAGGUCGAUGGUCGGCGGCGCCCGGAUGGGCAGCUGAGUUGAGAAAAUUGAUGCUCAGAGAGAUUCAACAUAUUUACAUCCAGGAGGCAUACCGGCUGUUAAGUGGCAGAGGAUUGCCUUUGAGGUUAUUGUAAAAGUUUUGAGUUGUACAGCACUUGAUUAUUUUGCUGCAUUGUGAAAGGACCUCUCCAGCAAUGAUUACUUCAGAAUUACCAGUGUUACAGGAUUCAACUAACGAAACUACUGCCCAUUCCGAUGCUGGCAGCGAGCUUGAAGAAACAGAGGUCAAAGGAAAAAGAAAAAGGGGUCGUCCUGGCCGGCCUCCAUCUACAAAUAAGAAACCUCGAAAAUCUCCAGGUGAGAAGAGCAGAAUUGAAGCUGGAAUUAGAGGAGCAGGCCGUGGAAGAGCUAAUGGACACCCUCAACAGAAUGGGGAAGGGGAGCCUGUCACAUUAUUUGAGGUGGUGAAACUGGGGAAAAGUGCAAUGCAGUCCGUGGUGGAUGACUGGAUUGAAUCAUAUAAACAAGACAGGGACAUCGCACUUCUGGAUUUAAUCAACUUUUUUAUCCAGUGUUCAGGAUGUCGAGGUACUGUGAGAAUAGAGAUGUUUCGAAAUAUGCAGAAUGCAGAAAUCAUCAGAAAAAUGACUGAAGAAUUUGAUGAGGACAGUGGUGAUUAUCCUCUUACCAUGCCUGGACCUCAGUGGAAAAAAUUUCGUUCAAACUUUUGUGAAUUUAUUGGAGUCCUGAUUCGACAGUGUCAGUAUAGCAUAAUUUAUGAUGAGUAUAUGAUGGACACAGUAAUCUCCCUUUUGACGGGUUUGUCAGACUCCCAGGUCAGAGCUUUUAGGCAUACAAGUACCCUGGCUGCCAUGAAGCUCAUGACUGCUCUGGUGAAUGUUGCCUUAAACCUCAGUAUUCAUCAGGAUAAUACCCAGAGACAAUAUGAAGCCGAGAGAAAUAAAAUGAUUGGGAAGAGAGCCAAUGAAAGGUUGGAGUUACUACUUCAGAAACGCAAAGAGCUGCAAGAAAAUCAGGAUGAAAUCGAAAAUAUGAUGAACUCUAUUUUUAAGGGUAUAUUUGUUCAUAGAUACCGUGAUGCUAUUGCUGAGAUUAGAGCCAUUUGUAUUGAAGAAAUUGGAGUAUGGAUGAAAAUGUAUAGUGAUGCCUUCCUAAAUGACAGUUACCUAAAAUAUGUUGGCUGGACUCUUCAUGACAGGCAAGGGGAAGUCAGGCUGAAGUGUUUGAAAGCUCUGCAGAGUCUAUAUACCAAUAGAGAAUUAUUCCCCAAAUUGGAACUAUUCACUAACCGAUUCAAGGAUCGCAUUGUAUCAAUGACACUUGAUAAAGAAUAUGAUGUUGCUGUGGAAGCUAUUCGAUUGGUUACUCUGAUACUUCAUGGAAGUGAAGAAGCUCUUUCCAAUGAAGACUGUGAAAAUGUUUACCACUUGGUGUACUCGGCACAUCGCCCUGUUGCUGUGGCAGCUGGAGAGUUCCUGCACAAAAAGCUAUUUAGCAGACAUGACCCACAAGCAGAAGAAGCAUUAGCAAAGAGGAGGGGAAGAAACAGCCCGAAUGGAAACCUCAUUAGGAUGCUGGUUCUUUUCUUUCUUGAAAGUGAGUUACAUGAACAUGCAGCCUACUUGGUGGACAGUUUAUGGGAGAGCUCUCAAGAACUGUUGAAAGACUGGGAAUGUAUGACAGAGUUACUAUUAGAAGAACCUGUUCAAGGAGAGGAAGCAAUGUCUGAUCGUCAAGAGAGUGCUCUUAUAGAGCUAAUGGUUUGUACAAUUCGUCAAGCUGCUGAGGCACAUCCUCCAGUGGGAAGGGGUACCGGCAAGAGAGUGCUAACUGCCAAAGAAAGGAAAACUCAAAUUGAUGAUAGAAACAAAUUGACUGAACAUUUUAUUAUUACACUUCCUAUGUUACUGUCAAAGUAUUCUGCGGAUGCAGAGAAGGUAGCAAACUUGCUACAAAUCCCACAGUAUUUUGAUUUAGAAAUCUAUAGCACAGGUAGAAUGGAAAAGCAUCUGGAUGCUUUAUUAAAACAGAUUAAGUUUGUUGUGGAGAAACACGUAGAAUCAGAUGUUCUAGAAGCCUGCAGUAAAACCUAUAGUAUCUUAUGCAGUGAAGAAUAUACCAUCCAGAACAGAGUUGACAUAGCUCGAAGCCAGCUGAUUGAUGAGUUUGUAGAUCGAUUCAAUCAUUCUGUGGAAGACCUAUUGCAGGAGGGAGAAGAAGCUGAUGAUGAUGACAUUUACAAUGUUCUUUCUACAUUAAAGCGGUUAACUUCUUUUCACAAUGCACAUGAUCUCACAAAAUGGGAUCUCUUUGGUAAUUGCUACAGAUUAUUGAAGACUGGAAUUGAACAUGGAGCCAUGCCGGAACAGAUAGUCGUGCAAGCACUGCAGUGUUCCCAUUAUUCGAUUCUUUGGCAGUUGGUGAAAAUUACUGAUGGCUCUCCUUCCAAAGAGGAUUUGUUGGUAUUGAGGAAAACGGUGAAAUCCUUUUUGGCUGUUUGCCAACAGUGCCUGUCUAAUGUUAAUACUCCAGUGAAAGAACAGGCUUUCAUGUUACUCUGUGAUCUUCUGAUGAUUUUCAGCCACCAAUUAAUGACAGGUGGCAGAGAGGGCCUUCAGCCUUUGGUGUUUAAUCCAGAUACUGGACUCCAAUCUGAACUCCUCAGUUUUGUGAUGGAUCACGUUUUUAUUGACCAAGACGAGGAGAACCAGAGCAUGGAGGGUGAUGAAGAAGAUGAAGCUAAUAAAAUUGAGGCCUUACAUAAAAGAAGGAAUCUACUUGCUGCUUUCAGCAAGCUUAUCAUUUAUGACAUUGUUGACAUGCAUGCAGCUGCAGACAUCUUCAAACACUACAUGAAGUAUUACAAUGACUAUGGUGAUAUUAUUAAGGAAACACUGAGUAAAACCAGGCAGAUUGAUAAAAUUCAGUGUGCCAAGACUCUCAUUCUCAGUUUGCAACAGUUAUUUAAUGAACUUGUUCAAGAGCAAGGUCCCAACCUAGAUAGGACAUCUGCCCAUGUCAGUGGCAUUAAAGAACUGGCACGUCGCUUUGCCCUUACAUUUGGAUUGGACCAGAUUAAGACACGAGAAGCAGUUGCCACACUUCACAAGGAUGGCAUAGAGUUUGCAUUUAAAUACCAAAAUCAGAAAGGACAAGAGUAUCCACCUCCUAAUCUGGCUUUUCUUGAAGUACUAAGUGAAUUUUCUUCUAAACUUCUUCGACAGGACAAAAAGACAGUUCAUUCAUACCUAGAGAAAUUCCUUACCGAGCAGAUGAUGGAAAGGAGGGAAGAUGUAUGGCUUCCACUCAUCUCCUAUAGAAAUUCAUUAGUCACUGGGGGUGAAGAUGAUAGAAUGUCUGUGAACAGUGGAAGUAGCAGCAGCAAAACCUCAUCAGUAAGGAAUAAGAAAGGACGACCUCCACUUCAUAAAAAACGAGUAGAAGAUGAGAGUCUGGAUAACACAUGGCUAAACAGGACUGACACCAUGAUUCAGACUCCUGGCCCCCUGCCAGCACCACAGCUCACAUCCACUGUACUGCGGGAGAACAGUCGGCCCAUGGGAGACCAGAUUCAAGAACCUGAGUCUGAACAUGGUUCUGAACCAGACUUUUUACACAAUCCUCAGAUGCAGAUCUCUUGGUUAGGCCAGCCGAAGUUAGAAGACUUAAAUCGGAAGGACAGAACAGGAAUGAACUACAUGAAAGUGAGAACUGGAGUGAGGCAUGCUGUUCGGGGUCUAAUGGAGGAAGAUGCUGAGCCCAUCUUUGAAGAUGUGAUGAUGUCAUCCCGAAGCCAGUUAGAAGAUAUGAAUGAAGAAUUUGAAGACACCAUGGUUAUUGAUCUGCCUCCAUCAAGAAAUCGGCGAGAGAGAGCUGAGCUAAGGCCAGACUUCUUUGACUCUGCAGCUAUCAUAGAAGAUGAUUCAGGAUUUGGAAUGCCUAUGUUCUGAAGUCCGAAGAAAAUUUACAAAUCUGGAACUCUAUUAUUUAGAGCUAGAGGCCUAUAUACUGUGAUAGCUUGUAUGGGGAAAAACACUUUUGAUGUGAUCUGAUUUGUUUUUUAAUCAAAUGAUUAAGGUCAGUCCCUUUUUGCAGUGACAGAAGAGGAGCAUGUAAAUUACCCAAGGGAAUGUUGGUGAAUGUCAACUCAGAAAGACUGACCUGAAAAUCAUGUGUGUCCUACUAUUGGACUUAUCCCAAUACAGAUGUGUGUGUUUUUCUGGAGGGAGGAAGAAAUUUUAAAUUUUUAAAACAGCUGUCAAGAUAAACACUGUUAUACACCUGUUUUAUGAAAACUCAACAUUGAGUAAAAAAAAAAAUAUUUUUAACUUUAUUUUCCUGUUGUACAAUUUAAAAACCGUUUUAACAUUUUGCCUUUUUAUGUUUUAAAAGCUAACCAUUUUUAUUAAACCUAUGAGUAAGCAGCUCAUCCUAAUUGCCGAAGAGUGUUUUGGAGUUCACUGGAUUUGGUUGACCUUUGUGGAACACAAAUAAUGAAGAAGGAGCAGAACAUUGACAAGCUAAGAUGAAAUUCUGACAUAGUGCAUCUCUGUCAAAAACCACACACCCUCUGUGGAUAUGGAUAUGAAUUCCCAGAUUUUAUAUACUCUUGAAUAAAAGGUUUAUUUUUAUUUAUAAGUGGGCAUAAAAUAAGAAAUGUCCAUGCAGCCAUUUUUCCAACAGAUGCUGUACACCGUUCAUUUUAUAUAGACUAGGGAGAUUCAAAUACAGUGCAUUUUCUAUUGGUAUUUGUUCUGUGCAUUUUUAGCAACUUCUACCAGCAAAUAAAGUAUUCUCAGUAAAAUGAAAAUGAUUCUCAAGUUAUCAGUUUGCUGUUUUUUACCACUUAUUUCAUGCCCUGCCAAAUUCAAGUUACACAGACUUCCGUUUGCUUAAGAUAAUCAUGAAGAAAUCCUUAAUCAAUCAUUCAAAAGUAAUUUUAAGUGUAACAUAACUGUGUUUACUUCCCAUGCACUUAAUACCCUUAUGCGCUAAUUUUGUGAGUUAAGUUAAGUUUACUGAUUGAUUAUAGAAGUAUGUGCUGCAUAGAAGUCUGUGCUUAGAGGGUGAAGUUCCUAAGCUUACCUUGAAUUACAGCUACAUUUCAGUGUUAAAUGUGCAUAUUAAGAAUAAUUCUUUUGGGGAAAGAAAUUAUGAAUCUUCAGGACAGUCUACAAUGGUUUAGAGUUACAUUCUGCCUAGACUUUUAUGACUUGCUGCUAUUGUUUUAAAAACCCCACUUAGUUUCUUCCUUUCUGAUUUCUAAAGUAAGCCUCAGAAUUUCCAAACAAAUUCAUCCACAGCUGUUUCUGGGCUGGUUUUUAAAGUAGCUGCAACAGAAUCAUGAGGCUUUCCCUUUUUAUCAAAUACGAAAAACAUUUUUAAAAAUUCUGCACACCCAGUGAUCAUCUUUUGUGCGGGAAAGCAAGAUGAUGGAUGAUUUUAUUCAUCCUUUUAGUAAAGACACAAAACAGAUUUUUCUCAACAUUUGUACAGUUCUGAAAAAAACCUGGUCACCAAAAAUAUUCUCUCUGCUAAUUCAGCAAUUCUUGGGCUCCAGUUAGGGGAGCUGGGGCCUCACUUUCUCCCAGAAUUGUGGGCUUCACUGGAAGUGAAGGUGCAGGAAUGACUGGACUGUCCACCCCAGCCCUGCCUGCCUGUGGUUUUGGCCGGGGAGCAAGCCAUGAGGUGCCCUGGUACAUGCACAAACUGAUCCUUUGCGUGACAGUCUUGUAUGGAAAACAGAUGCUGACAGAAUUGUAGACUACCAUGCCACACAAAAAGGCUAAAUAUACUCCAAUGGGUUUCCAGUUCAGUUUGAAGUCAAUCAAAUUUUUGUAUUUUCGGUGUCUCCUUGAUUGGUUUUGCUAGUAAUUCUGUAAAUUGUACAUUUGCAAUAUGAGGUUUUUUUUCCUUUUGUACAAUUUGAAACUGAUGCUUCACCUUUCCUUUAAUAAACUAUUCAAAAUCA
Messenger RNA from Gorilla gorilla gorilla (western lowland gorilla), 7525 nucleotides. RefSeq names its product STAG1 cohesin complex component (gene STAG1). The record is from RefSeq and is a predicted model, not a curated record. The transcript is spliced from 35 exons. Lineage: Eukaryota; Metazoa; Chordata; Mammalia; Primates; Hominidae. Gene Ontology annotation, biological process: sister chromatid cohesion. Gene Ontology annotation, molecular function: chromatin binding. The coding region runs from base 1728 to 5504 and encodes 1258 amino acids. Gene Ontology annotation, cellular component: nucleus; cohesin complex; chromatin.